Molecule: messenger RNA, 821 nt
Organism: Sinocyclocheilus grahami
Lineage: Eukaryota; Metazoa; Chordata; Actinopteri; Cypriniformes; Cyprinidae
Product: proline-serine-threonine phosphatase-interacting protein 2-like
Exons: 12
Biological process (GO): actin filament polymerization
Cellular component (GO): cytoplasm; plasma membrane; actin filament
Molecular function (GO): actin filament binding
Source: RefSeq, a predicted model, not a curated record
AAUAUAAAAACUCUUAUUUUCAGAGCUGCAAUAGAAGAAAAAUAUGCCAAGGAGCUGCUGGGUUUGUCCAAGAAAGUGUGUGGACACAGUGAAAUGAACACCCUGAAACGAUCGCUUGAUGUUUUCAAAUUACAAACAGAAAGUGUGAGUUUGUCCCAUCUGCAUUUGGCCCAAACCAUGAGGGAGGAAGCAAAAAAAUUUGAAGACUUCAGAGAGAAACAGAAAGAGGCCCGAAAGAAGGUAGAACAGCAUAUGGAUGCUCUUCAUAAGCAGAAGGUCGCUCAGUAUAAGAAAACGGCUGAGGCGAAGAAGACUUAUGAGCAAAAGUGUCGAGAUAAAGAGGAAGCAGAACAGAAUAUGAACAGAAACGCUACCACUAGCAGUUCCAAGCAGCAAGAAAAGCUGUACGCCAAAACACAGCAAGCCAAGCAGACGGCAGAGGAAGCCGGUAAGAAUCAGUGUGUCACCAGCGAUGAGCUCUAUGAGGAAGUGAGGAAGUCACUGGAGCAAUGUAACAUUCAAGAAGACAUUGAGCAUUUUAUCAACCUCAGACGAACUGGAGACAAACCACCAGCACCUGUUCCAUAUGAAAACUUCUACAAUAAUCAGAGAUCGGUUCCCACUCGUUCACUUCCCACAGCUGGCAGGAGAGCAGCAGCACCUCCACCACCAACUGCAAGAAGUGAUCCUUUAUACUCAACCGUAGCAGAGCCAGGGUACAGCCUAAUACGAUACUAAUAAGAUCGUGACUCGUCUUUGCAAGCCCUUCUGCUGCUCAAUGGGAAUAUAGUGAAGGCAUUAGUGACUUUUUUUUUUUUUGC